AUGGUCACACUUACAUGGCAUCAUAUCGUUAUUUUUGUCCUGACUUUUUUCUCGUAUUCUGCAUUUUUCACAUGUCGAAAGGCAUUCAGUAAUAUUAAAGACACUUGGGGGAAAACAUUUAGUCCACAGGAUAUAACUAAUCCUCUUUAUCCAAAGAAGAUUUGGGAAAAAGAACAAUUGUUUAUAACCAGCGGAGAUGCAAACGUCUUCCUGGCUGAGCUCGAUUCUAUAUUCAUGUUCGCGUACACUAUUGGUUUGUUUUUUAGUGGUAUGAUAGGUGAUCGCGUCAACUUACGAUACAUGCUCUCUUUUGGUAUGUGCAGUUCCGCCAUUCUCACUUUUUUAUUUGGGUAUAUAAGUGAGGUUAUACAUAUGGAAAACUUAUUAUACUAUCGUUGUAUAUACUUCCUUAAUGGACUCUGUCAAUCAAGCAGCCUACCUGCGUCGUUAGCUGUGUUAGGAAAUUGGUUCAGCAAGUCAUCCAGCGGAAUCGUCUUUGGACUGUGGGGUGCGAAUGAUUCUCUAGGAAAUAUUAUAGGAUCAUUGAUUGUGGUGUCGUCUUUAGACUUUGGGUAUGAAUACGGAAUGUUAUUAAAUUCCAUGUUAUUAUUUUGUGGAGGAAUUAUCGUAUUUUUUUGUUUGUUACCGCAUCCGAAUGAGGUUGGUUUGAAAAAUCCGGACGAUAUGUAUGUCGUACGCGAUAAGUCAAAUCAUAAAGCGAUUAACUUUUUCACAGCAUUGAUGCUACCCAGGGUUAUGCUAUACGCUUUAUCGUUCGCUUGUUUAAAAAUGGUAACUUAUUCUCUACAGUUUUGGUUACCAACGUAUUUAACCCAAGGUUUAAAUUGGGAUGAUGAUACUAGUGAUGAAUUUUCCAGCCUUUAUGAUUUUGGCGCAAUAUUGGGCGGCGCAUUACUUGGAGCUAUCACAGAUUAUAUGACCUUUCGCUCUCCCGUAAUCUACAUCUCCGUUCUCUUUUCACCUAUGAUACUAUACAUAUUCGCAAAUGUGGGAAACCAUUACACUGCUAAUGCUGUUGUCAUGGUAACAAUCGGAAUUUUUUUGGGAGGACCGGCCAACACAAUCAGUACAGUUGUGACAGCUGAUCUUGGUAAACAUGAACAAAUGAAAGAUAACACAAAAGCUCUUGCAACGGUUUCUGGUAUAAUUGACGGGACUGGUUCGUUAGGAGUAGCUAUUGGUCAGUAUUUAGCAGUAGUUGAGAUCAGCAGCCAAGCUAUCCAACGGCAGCCUAUGUUUAGUAUCUGGGCAGGUUUAUCAAUGAAGCAAAAACCAAAAAUAGAGGAAAGUUCAUCCACUGCUUCCGACCCCAAACAUAACUAA
Molecule: messenger RNA, 1344 nt
Organism: Hydractinia symbiolongicarpus
Lineage: Eukaryota; Metazoa; Cnidaria; Hydrozoa; Anthoathecata; Hydractiniidae
Product: sugar phosphate exchanger 3-like
Exons: 4
Coding region: 1-1344 (447 amino acids)
Biological process (GO): transmembrane transport
Cellular component (GO): endoplasmic reticulum membrane
Molecular function (GO): transmembrane transporter activity
Source: RefSeq, a predicted model, not a curated record